Messenger RNA from Drosophila guanche, 2711 nucleotides. RefSeq lists its product as uncharacterized. NCBI's taxonomy places the organism in Eukaryota, Metazoa, Arthropoda, Insecta, Diptera, Drosophilidae. The record is from RefSeq and is a predicted model, not a curated record. The transcript has 2 exons. Bases 94 to 2103 code for a protein of 669 amino acids.
AAAACCAAGUUUACGGCACGUAACAAAAAAAAUAAAUAUAAAAAGUAUUUCUCAAUUAAAGUACCCGGAAAGAACCUCGUAACCAGGAAGUCCAUGGAACCUGUGAAACCCGUGAAACUAAAGAUUUCACUGCAAAAACGAAGUGUGACAAAGAGUACAAAUGUUACUAGAAAAUAUGUACAGCCCAUUCAGGAUGUUCACGAUAUUGUUAGGUCUAGCUACGAUAGCUUGCGCCAUUUGCAUCUCCUUCAUGUCAACCAAUCGGCGGUGAAUCUCACUUUGCAGAAUUUCAAACGAAUGCCAAACGACACCAAGUACACCUGUGGCUAUCGCAGGAUCAGCACAACUCCAUCGGGACUGUACAUCAAGGGAAGCCUCAGUCGCGCAGUGGAGAUUCCCUUCCAGGAUAAGUAUAUUGUCCCGGUAGAUGUGCGUGGCAUGAUUUCCAUUUGCAAGAACAGUCUGGGCGAUGUGCUACAGGUUCAACCCUUUACCUUUGUCCAGCCCAUCAAUCAGUCAGAACAUUUCCAGCCACAGAGUCAGCGUCGUCCCAGCGUCCUUAUGUUUGGAUUCAAUGGCAUGACCGCGAGCACCUUUCGCUCCACCCUGGACGGUAUGCCAAGACUGGAGAGCAAUAUCCAGGGCUGGUUCGAAAUGCACAACUACAAGAGAAUGGGCGAGAAUAGCUACAUCAAUCUGAUGGCCCUGGUUUCGGGGCACAGUCCCAGUGCGAUGCACAAUCUACCAUCGCCUAGCGCCAUGGAUGCGUUGCCUUUCAUUUGGCAGCGUUAUAAGGCAAAGGGUUACCUGACGUCCUACGCAGAGGAUCUCACGCUCAUCCGAAAGUUCCCUUUUGAGUUUGGGCAGAAGCCCGUGGACUACUAUCUGCGACCCUUCAUGCGGGGCAUUGCCGACAGUUUGCAUCUACGCAAUCGAUCAACAGAAUACCAUGGACUGGAGAGGCGUCUGUAUGUGGACUAUGUCUACGAUUAUUGUCAGCAGUUGCUGGAGCAUUACCUCAACCAUCCACAACCUCUGUUCGGUCUCUUCUGGACAAGCAAUUUCGGGAGUUCGGAAAAGCGGGAGCCAACGCUACGGGACUACAUCGAACGCUUCGAGCACUUGGGUUUGUUCAGGGAAUCAAUUGUGAUAUUCUUCAGUGAUCAUGUGUGUCAUCCCAUGCUGUUUGUGUGGCUGCCAGAAUGGGUGCGCCAGCAAAAUCCCGAAAUAGCCAUUGCUCUGACAAUCAAUAGACAGCGCAUGACCUCACCCCAUGAUCUCUAUCUCACUUUGCAGGAUAUUCUGAAUUUGGGAGCCAAAGUACCAGCAAAUCCGCUGCUCCAACCCGAAGGCUGCCCCACCUGUCGCACACUGUUCCAGGAAAUUCCCGAGAAUCGCACCUGCCACGAGGCAGCUCGCAGCGAAAACUACUGCGACUGUGACGCCUUCGCGGAACUGUUGCAGGAGGAAGAAGAGCUGCUGCCACUCGGCCAGCUGCUGGUCGACAGCCUCAACGAGUACCGCCUCUCGCGGGUGCAGCUAAGGGAUCGCUGUACGGCGUUUACCCUGCAGAAAGUUGAGUCCAUUCAUCAGCAUAGAUCCGCCCUCAAGUCGAGCAUUGUCCAGUAUCGAGUGCGUUUCACUACCCAACCCAAAGCCGCGAGAUUCCUGGCCACUGUGCUGUACGAUCACGACACCAGGCAACUGGUGAAUGUUAGUGUUCCCUCCUUUGGGCGACUGCUGGGAUAUGUGGAUCAAUCAAAGUGUGUUGAGGAUGAGAAUUACAAAAAGUUCUGUCUGUGUAAGCCAGCCAACAAAGUGAAGAAAAAUCCCAGGAUAAUACGAAAAAGUAAAACCAAAACGGGUGGAAAGCAACUUGGAAUUGAGCAAUUGUUGGACAAUUUCAAUCAGGAAGUGGAUCACAUAGAAAAAUUCAACACUUUGAAACGUCAACAGAUCCGAGUGAAAGUACGAAAGCUGAAACAGAGGCUCGUAACCUCCAGUACAACUUCCGAUAUGAUCACCUAUUUAGAACCGAACACCACGCCAAUGUCCGAAGUUAUCGAAACGCAUGUCAAUGUUCCUUUUACCCUUAACUUUUGAUGCAAAAACUUUCCUUCACGUAGCGUUAGAUAAGAUAGAACGCCUUGGGAAUAUAAAUUGUACAUUUAUUUAAACGCUACACUAGAUACAAUCUUAUAUGGUUUGUUUGCCAAAUGAAUCUGACGGAUGUCAUUCGUGUUCAACUAAUGGGCGCUACGCAUGUCACACUACAAAAUAGACUCUAACAUAUAAAUUGAUAUCAAAACAUCUUUUAGCAGAAAAGUGAAAGCGUAAACAUCCUGUAACAGAAGUUUGAUUUCAACUAAAAUACUUUUCCUGCUCGCAUUUCUUUAUUAAUUUCCGCGGCAAAACCAUCGGGAACAAGCCCCCCUGGCAUGAAGAUAUUAUGUUUCCAAUCAACAGAUUGGAGUGGCACGUGCCACUGCUGCCUAACGCUGUUGCCAAGGAUGAAUAGAUACCGAACCCAAAAGUAGGCAUGCGUAUCGUAGUUUGUACUACCGAAUGACUGACAAUCCCAAUUAAGCUGUUAUCAAUUGAAUGAUUAUGUCAGAGAGUGUGUAGCCAGUUGUGUUCAGACUUUAUAACGCUGUUUACAAAUGCAUUAUGAUAAUAGACAGCAACCAGCCCCAGACUAUCAGUAUUAGCUC